UUAAUUAAAGAUAAUGAAAAUAUUUAUAAUUUAAUUCAAGACGAUACGAGUAUCUACGAUUUAACUCAAGACGAUGUGAGUACCUACGAUUUAACUCAAGAUAAUAAAAUUAUCUAUAAUUUAACUCAAGACAAUGAAAAUAUCUAUGAUCUAAGUCAAGAUAAUGAAAAUGUUUAUGAAUUGACUUAA
Racocetra fulgida is the source of this 189-nucleotide messenger RNA. NCBI's taxonomy places the organism in Eukaryota, Fungi, Glomeromycota, Glomeromycetes, Diversisporales, Gigasporaceae. The record is from the annotation of a GenBank genome assembly.